Erigeron canadensis is the source of this 491-nucleotide messenger RNA. RefSeq lists its product as uncharacterized. The record is from RefSeq and is a predicted model, not a curated record. Bases 142 to 357 code for a protein of 71 amino acids. Lineage: Eukaryota; Viridiplantae; Streptophyta; Magnoliopsida; Asterales; Asteraceae. The transcript is spliced from 3 exons.
CCGCAUGAAUUCAUUUGAUUCAAGUUCACCCCCAAAAAUGCUGCAACUAGCCAUUCAUUCAUAUUUCAUAGCUUCUUUUGUCACCACUUACCUCCAGGGCUCCAGAUUAUCUUUUUUGUAUUUCCGUGUUUUGAAAACUUGAUGGCCCGUUCACGUAACAUCAUUGUUGCCACGGGCUUACUAGCAUUUGCAAGUGCAGGGUUAGCUUUUCCCUUUUACAUGGCGACUAGGUCAUCAAAGGCGCCCAUUAUUGACUCGUCGAGACCACUGCCGCCUCAAGCAACUUUUAGAGGACCUUAUAUUAAUACUGGAUCGCGUGAUGUGGGACCUGACUAUCAGAGUUAUUCUAAGAAAUAAUCCUUUAGGUAUUUUGUUUCUAUGUUUAUGUAAUGUAUGUACUGAAUGAUUUUGAAAACAGUUUACUCCAUAUAGUUAAAGAUGAGUGCCCAACAAUGCAAGAUGCUAAAUUUGCAUGAGUUUGCGAUUAAUAA